UGUCCCCACAGGUCAGUGGGGAGAAGAAGCCGGUGGGCAGCACAGCGGGCAUGCAGACCAGCGUGGAGACCAGUCCCCUGCUGAAGCACCGGGCAGAGGUGGUGGUCCCCGAGCGCCUUGCCCAGAUGAUGCAGCACAUCCGUGACUGUGACUUCGAGGGCUUUGGCCAGCUGGCCAUGAGGGACAGCAACCAGUUCCACGCCACCUGCCUGGACACCUUCCCGCCCAUCUUCUACCUGACGGACGUGUCGCGCCACAUCAUCGCGCUGGCACACCGCUACAACGCCCACCACGGCCACACCAAGGUCGCCUACUCCUUCGACGCCGGCCCCAACGCCGUCAUCUUCGCGCUGGCCGACACCGUGGCUGAGUUUGUGGAGGUGGUGAGGCGCAGCUUCCCCCCCGCCACCAACGGGGACCAGUUUGUGCGGGGGCUGCCCGUGGGCUCGGCUGUGCUGCCGCCGGAGCUGGAGGCUGCCGUGCUCACUGAGCCCGUGCCCGGGGCUGUCCAGUACAUCCUGCACACCAAGCCUGGCCCUGGUCCCCAGCUCGUGGAUGACCCCACAAUGUGA
Messenger RNA from Zonotrichia albicollis (white-throated sparrow), 572 nucleotides. NCBI's taxonomy places the organism in Eukaryota, Metazoa, Chordata, Aves, Passeriformes, Passerellidae. The record is from RefSeq and is a predicted model, not a curated record.